GUCAUCAGGAAGUAGAUGUCGCGUUCAAAAGCACACGUGUUUGUUUUCAUUUUGACAACUUGACAUAUUGGUUAUAUUCAGGGUUUCUUCUCAAAUAAUUGGCUCUAAAACUAAUUAUCUAAAUACACAUGUUCCAGGAUGAGGCGAGCUCAUAUAGGAAAUGAAAUGGGCUAUCGGCCUCAAACCCAGGUGGUGGAGGAGGACAAUGAAAGACUGGAGGAGGCCCUCACAGGAAAAGUGAAGGCUCUAAAAUCUCUCACUAUAGAUAUUGGCACAGAAGUACGAGCUCAAAAUCAAUUGUUAACAGGAAUGGAUGAUGACUUUGACACAUCAGGUAACCUGCUCCAGACGACGAUGGGCCGCCUCCAGAAGCUGACCCGGGCCGGUCACUGGAAGAUCUGGCUCUACAUGAUUCUCUUCUGCGUCUUCGUCUUCACCGUGUGCUGGAUGAUCGUCAGGUUCAGAUGAUGACAUCAUCCGUGUAGAACUCGCCUAAUUAACAGAUAUAUGCCAGACUCAGUUUUUUAAAAAGCCUGGCAGUGUACCAAAAAUUGCAAUGUUAAAGAUGUCAGGGAAAGGACAAUCGCACUUCUCUGAUUAAUCGGAAAUGCAGAAUUUUACGCCUAAACAUGAUUGUCUUAAAUUAUAUUGAUUUAUAACCUGCAGUUGUAAUUUCGUAGAUUUAAUAUCAUGUUGUUUACAGAACAUUUACACAUGGCUUGGUUAUUAAGAGUACUGGGUAUGGGGUCAGCUAACCCUUUCUCCAAAAUCACAGUAUUUUAAUUUCUACAGUAAUUUUACUUCAACAGUACCUUAUUAAAACAAUGAAAUGAAUACACAUUUCAGGCAGUGAUGUAACACUUCAAAUUGUCAGAUAGGGUUGUUAUCCAGUCACAGGAAGUAAAAUUGAAUGGUAAAUAGUUUUAUUUCUCCAAACUGAUCAAGAUAAAAAAUAAAAAAAUGUUUAUGUACAUAGUAGCAUUUAACUGUUUGUUAAUGCAUAGCUGAUCAGUAUGUAGCCCAUUAGUAAAGUUUAGCAAUGUGCAGAAAGUGAUCAAAAUAAGUAUCACCAUGUUGGUGUUUGUAUAACAUUGUUCUUUGUACAUUUUAUUAUUUGUGAAUAUGUGACUCAUCUUUGUAAUUAAAUUAUUUAGUCAUUAACCAAUGUUUGCAAUUUCACCGGACUUAUUAUUGGACAAUGUAUGGUAGACCUUUUUCACAUGCAGUCUACAUUGUAAAUAAAUCAUUUCUAUUGUAAAAUUAUAUUUAUAUAUAAAGCACUAGUCCUUAAUAAUUAGUCCAGGAAUGAGGACAUCAUUACGAUUCAUUCUGGUCAAAUAUGUUGUUUUAAUAAAUGAGACACUUGUUGCAUUUCA
Gigantopelta aegis is the source of this 1376-nucleotide messenger RNA. RefSeq names its product BET1 homolog. Lineage: Eukaryota; Metazoa; Mollusca; Gastropoda; Neomphalida; Peltospiridae. The record is from RefSeq and is a predicted model, not a curated record. Gene Ontology annotation, biological process: vesicle fusion with Golgi apparatus; endoplasmic reticulum to Golgi vesicle-mediated transport. The transcript has 4 exons. Gene Ontology annotation, molecular function: SNAP receptor activity. Bases 139 to 468 code for a protein of 109 amino acids. Gene Ontology annotation, cellular component: SNARE complex; Golgi trans cisterna.